AGUGACCAGGUGCCUGUCUUCUUGCAGCCACCAAAAUGUCAGGAGAGAUGGACAAGCCGCUGAUCGGCCGUCACCUGGACAGCGAUGGCAGCCUUGCCGAGGCCCCCAGUGGGGCCCCCAAAGUGGGCAUCCUGGGGAGCGGGGACUUUGCCCGCUCCCUGGCCACACGCCUGGUGGGCUCUGGCUUCAACGUGGUGGUGGGGAGCCGCAACCCCAAACGCUCAGCUGGGCUGUUCCCCUCGGCGGCCCAGGUGACUUUCCAGGUGGAUGCAGUGAGCUCCCCAGAGGUCAUCUUCGUGGCCGUGUUCCGGGAGCACUACUCUUCGCUGUGCCGUCUCAGCGAGCAGCUAGCCGGCAAGAUCCUGGUGGACGUGAGCAACCCCACGGAGCAAGAGCACCUUCGGCACCGCGAGUCCAACGCCGAGUACCUGGCCUCCCUCUUCCCCACCUGCACCGUGGUUAAGGCCUUCAAUGUCAUCUCUGCCUGGACCCUGCAGGCUGGCCCGAGGGAUGGGAACAGGCAGGUGCCCAUCUGUGGCGACCAGCCAGAAGCCAAGCGUGCUGUCUCUGAGAUGGUGCACGCCAUGGGCUUCAUGCCCGUGGACAUGGGGUCCCUGGCCUCCUCCCGGGAAGUGGAGGCCAUUCCCCUGCGCCUCCUCCCGGGCUGGAAGGUGCCCACCCUCCUGGCCCUGGGGCUCUUCGUCUGCUUCUAUGCCUACAACUUCAUCCGGGACGUGCUGCAGCCCUACGUGCAGGAAAGGAAGAACAAGUUCUACAAGCUGCCGGUGUCCGUGGUCAACACCACGCUGCCGUGCGUGGCCUACGUGCUGCUGUCGCUGGUGUACUUGCCCGGUGUGCUGGCAGCCGCCCUGCAGCUGCGGCGGGGCACCAAGUACCGCCGCUUCCCCGACUGGCUGGACCACUGGCUGCAGCACCGCAAGCAGAUCGGGCUGCUCAGCUUCUUCUGCGCCGCCCUGCACGCGCUCUACAGCUUCUGCCUGCCGCUGCGCCGCUCCCACCGCUACGACCUGGUCAACCUGGCCGUCAAGCAGGUCUUGGCCAACAAGAGCCACCUUUGGGUGGAGGAGGAAGUCUGGAGGAUGGAGAUAUACCUCUCCGUGGGAGUGCUGGCCCUCGGCACGCUGUCCCUGCUGGCUGUGACCUCGCUGCCAUCCAUCGCAAACUCGCUCAACUGGAGGGAGUUCAGCUUCGUUCAGUCCACGCUGGGCUUCGUGGCCCUGGUGCUGAGCACGCUGCACACGCUCACCUAUGGCUGGACCCGCGCCUUCGAGGAGAAACACUACAAGUUCUUCCUGCCGCCCACCUUCACGCUCACUCUGCUGGUGCCCUGUGUCGUCAUCCUGGCCAGAGGCCUGUUCCUCCUGCCCUGCUUCAGCCGCAGACUCGCCAAGAUCCGGAGGGGCUGGGAGAGGGACAGCGCCGUCAAGUUCACGCUGCCCACGGCCCCCACCCUCGCAGAGAAGACGAGCCACGUGUGAGGUGCUGCGGGCUCCAGACACCAGGCGCAGGCGGGAUGGCGCCCUGAGCCCGUUAGGUUUUCUUUUCUGGAGAGCGGUGUGAUUGUGUGCAAAUGGGUGGUUUGAAGUCCAGAUUCCUGGGAUGCAAAUGUAUGCAGUAAUAUUCAGAAUGACACACGCGUGUGAUAUGUAUGUACAUAUAGUCCAUAUAUAUAUAUAUAAAACAGGAUUUUCAAUUAUGUUUACUUAGCUAAACCGUUGGGUCCCUGAGAUUUCAACGUGUAAUAUUUAAAAGCAAGCGCCAGUUAUUGGGAGAAGAGCAGACCAUGCUAUGGUGACAUUUGCAAGGAUGUACACACACUUUUUGUACAGAAGAGGCUUGUCCCUUGGUGAAUUUGAUCCAUUCAUUGCCCCUCCCAUCCCCCUUUUGCUUCCUCUCUAAGGCUCUUGCAGAGCCGGGGCUCUAAGGUGCAGGGAAGGCAACAGCUCUGCCUGGAGCCACCGGGGCGCACACACGGGACCGAAGACGCCAGUGACAGGGAGCAAAGCCGGGGAGGGGCAGGAGCCCUGAGUCUGGGGCCCUGGGAGCCCAUAGAGGGUCUCUGCCGGGCAGCGGUGGGUGGGUGGGGGCGGGGCUGAAGCUGCUCCACAUCAUCCUCCCUGAGCUGGGGAGAUUUUUUCUCUGAAAGUCAGAAGUCACCAUGGAGCCUGCAAAUUGAUCCUCCUGUGAGAGUGUGAAGUCACCUCCUCGCCAGAGCCAUUAAUGAACCCCGUCUUGAGAACAAGUGUAAUUUCUUUCCCUGUGUUAAGUUGGCAAUGACCGUUCUUUCAGCCACUGUGCCUUCUCACCUUUUCCUUCAUUAGUUCCAACGUCUCCCAGGAAGGCCCAGAGCAGACCCGUAGAAGUCAGUCCAAGGGGAGGGAGAAAAAGCAGGCAGCCCGCUAGGCGAUGGAGCUGAGCCCUUCGGGGGACCCUGCCCGGGGACUGAUGGACGGUGCUCGUUCAGCCAGUGCUGUGGAAAGCUCGGGGGACCCCUCCCACUGUCCUCGCUGCUGCUGGGCAAAGAACCUGCCUUCCAAGCACCCAGAAAACCGCCCGACUCCAAGUUCUUCCUGAUGAGUGUGACAUUUCAAAACAACAGGGAGGGUCUUUUCUGCCAAAGCUACAAACCUAAAAUGCUGCUGCACACGAGGGCAGGCCACCGCCAGGGCCACAGGACGUUUGUCGUCCACUCACACACCAUCCGUCACUGGUGCCUGCUGAAACUGGUUGGCCUCCCCUGUGGAGAAGCAGCUGUCCCUCCUCGACCCCAACUCCCCGCGGAACCAGGGAGAUCUGCCACCGAAGAGGCCUCUUUGAACACAAAGGGGUGAGGUCUCGAUGGGACCCCUGGACCCAAAGGGACCCAGAGAGCAGGGCUGGCAAAGGCUGACCACAGGGUGCCCCUGCCUCCCCAGGGAGCAUCACGGGCUCAUGUCCGUGGGUUACAUGAGGGCCCUUCAGGGAAAUGGGGCAAAGCCCAGUGCAAGGACAUCCCAUGAGGCCUGAGACGGAGGGAGGGAGGGCGUGCCUGGGAAGCUUCCUGCUUCCUGCCACUAUUGUCCAUCUGCUGCUCCGAGGCCGAGCGGCAGAAGCUUGUCUCAUAAACUAGCACUGACGGAGCGUCAGCCGAGGCCCACGGACAGCCUCGCCGGGAAGCGGACAAUGAAGCAGAGAUGUCAGCAUUUGAUGGCACUUGAGGGCCCAUCCAUUCCCUGCCCAUGGGAAGCAGAGAGAACAUGGGUGAUGGGACCCAGUGGUCCCCAACCCCAGCGGGUACUGGCUGCCUUCCUUAUCUGGCUCUCCCCGGGCAGGUGGUUGCUUAGACCAAAGAUGCUGGCCCGGAGCAGGGCCAGUGUACUUUGUCCCCUUCCCCAACCGCCUCCUGCUGAAGGCGCCCAUGCGGAGGGAAGCAAUUCCAAGGUGGGGCAAGAGGGGACAGGCACCACCGAGGGCCUGUCAUCCACCUAUGGACGGAGGGUGUGGGAGAUGUGUGCUGAGCCCUGGUUUUGUGUCUGCUGCUGCCUGUCCCUCCCUCGCCAGGCGGCUGACGGCAGCGUCCCCCCAGGACGCGUCAGUCCCUAUGGCUUGGUAAAUUCUAUGUGCCUCUGGGCACAAAAGUGCCUCGACUACCAUACUCUAGAAAUCCUAAAUGCCACGGUCUGAGGUUAAUGUCUAAAAUCUAUGCCAUUGAAAGAAUCUGUGUAUUUUUUUUAACCUAUAAACCUUGUCUGAGAAUUCACAAAAAUAAACACCUAAACUGCCAUGAA
Messenger RNA from Microcebus murinus (gray mouse lemur), 3788 nucleotides. NCBI's taxonomy places the organism in Eukaryota, Metazoa, Chordata, Mammalia, Primates, Cheirogaleidae. The record is from RefSeq and is a predicted model, not a curated record.